AUGGAGGCGACAUGGCAACAGAUCAUAGCGUCAGGGCUCGUGUGGCUGAUCGUGCUGUUUCAUCCGCUCGCUAGGGUUUUCGCCAACGUGGAAGGUAAUGCCAUGGACUUGAUGUUUAUAACAUGUUCUCGGGUUAUAUUGCGUGCCGUCCAACGGACGCCUUUCUAAGUUCUGUCGUCGUUCUUCUUCUCCUAUUGUUGGUCUCUAAUCUUCUCUUUAUGAUGGCGCCCCAUUGAAUGGAUAUGUGUUAGGAGAGACAUUUCGCUUUAGAAUUGGGUGGUCAGUGGAGUUUUUGUAGCAUUAUUGAACACGGUGUUGAGUUUUCAUUUCUUUUUCUGCUUGGGGAAUAUAGAAUACUGCGGACUCACAGGGUUGGUUACAUUUAAGAAGGCUUCCAUUUUGAUCAAAGCAACCUCCCGAGGUCUCUAUACUGAAAAUUUUCGUCAAUAUGUUUAAUCUUGUAGUCCUUACAAUAUUGAUUUGGAGUAUUAUGAGAAUGAGCUUCAGAAAGAUCAGUGUGAUUAAUUAAGCCCUACUUUUUGACCUAGAAACUUCUGUUUGGCUGCCGAUCGCCGAAGAUGCAUUAAUAUGCAUAAAGGUCUGCAGAAGAUAAUCCUCUCAAUGAGCUUUUUCUCUGGAGUCAGAAGUGAAUAAUUUUACUGCUUGCCCACGAAUUUCGUAGCAGCUUUUUUGGUCUUAUUGCUGACGAGCACUGUCUAUCUUUUCCUUGGUGGAUAUUGUGGGGAAGAAGAAAACAUCUGUUUUCUAGAUUGAAGAUUUUGGUGUGAAGAUUUCUUGAUAUUUGUAGUUGGUGACAUAGCCUUCUAUAAUCUUUGCGGGUUCCUCUGAUUAAUUGAUUACCUCUUUUCUGAGUUUUGAUUGCUGACAUGGAAGUAGCUGAGAUACUAAUUGAUGAUUUUUAAGGCUAAGGCCGUCGUCAUUGUGAAUAAAAUUGUUGAAUAUCAAGCCUUAGUUUUGACUGAUAUGAAUAGGAAAAAAAAGGCUGUGAUGAGGUUGUCAGUACAAAGAGCCAAAAAAUAUCAUAAUUAGUUUGAUCCAAUCAUCCACAAGUCUUCCAGUGGAGCAUGGAUUUUUUAUAUUAGUUUACCUGAAUUUUAGCUUUUUUUCUUCAGUUAUGAGCUAUUUGUUGUAUUUUCAUUGGUUUUUGAUGAGUGUGAUUUCUCUUGUGAACAGGUGAUGCUUUGCAUAGUCUGAGGACCAAUUUGUUGGAUCCUAAUAAAGUCCUUCAAAGUUGGGAUCCGACACUUGUAAAUCCAUGCACUUGGUUUCAUGUUACCUGCAACAGUGAGAAUAGUGUCACACGAGUGUAAGUACAAGUGCAUUUUUAUCUGCUCGCCUGUGCAACUGAGAAAAUGUUAAGACACAUAUUUAUGUGCUUGAAAGUUCGAGUUGAGGAAUUACUUCAACGUGAUACUCACUUCUUUAUUCCUUCAGCGACCUUGGAAAUGCAGCCCUAUCUGGUACUUUGGUCUCACAACUUGGGCAGCUUAGGAAUUUGGAGUACUUGUAAGUUGUUCUAUUUACACGUCUGACAUUUUAGACUUUGUACGCCCGUAAUGACUUUUAUAGGGAAAUAAUUUUGGAUGCUGACAGUAUUUAAAUCUUCAUUGUUGUCCUUUGACGUCAAAAUCAUCAUUUUCUCUGAUAAUUGAUUCUAAUAAUUGAUUAAGAUAUCUUCUAUUUAUCACAUUAGAGCUGAAAUGGGCUUUCUGAUCCUAUUUCUGUGUGCCUUUUGCAUUUAUCUUAAAGAGAGUAGAUCUCAUGGUAGUCGCAUAUUGUGAUACAAGCAUUGGGAUGGUACUUGUGUAAGGGAGGGAAAACGUCAUGGAUGCAUUAGAUUCUAUGUGGUCCUUGUACUCCUCUUGACUGUCUUUGAUUCAACUAAAAAGGAUGCCUUGUUAAUCUAUGAUUUUAUGAGUAUUCUUAUUGGAAAUCAUUUAUAAGUCACCUUUCAUCAGAUAAUGACAUUUUAAUAUUGUGUCCAACGAAUAAUUCUGAUGUAUGAAAGGAGUAUGCCAAUAGAUAUUUUCCUUGAGAUCAUUUGUAAUAGAGGUAGCAUAGAAGUCAAUUAUACCAUUAUUGAGAUCAUGGCUUGUAAUCCCUGUUCUCAAGCUUAAGUUCAGAGCAUACCAUGCACGUGAUGUAUGGACUUCUGGCAUGAAAAUUGUAAGUGAUAUCUUAGUGCUAUUCAAACCAUCCAUAUUAAGAUGAUCUACAAGAACUAACUUCACAGUCCCUUUACUUUUUAAAUAAUGUUUUAUUGAUAACAAGCUGAACGCUAGUAAGCAGUAGGAUCAUGUAAUUUAAAGUUUCGUUUUCAACAAAAAGGCAUGUCUAAUAGUUAACUCAGAUGUUACAUCAAGACUAAGAUCGGACUGCACUCCUUUCCUGGUUUUAUGAAAACACCUUGUAAACAGAUUCCUUAUUAUAGUAAAUUAUAUUAGAUUGUUGACCAUCCUUAGCCAAUUUCUCCAUAUUCUGGAACUAGAGCUUUCUCUGAUGUUAUUUCGUUUUACGUCUCCUAUUGUUAGUUAUCUUUCAUGUGAGGAUGUUAAAUGUCUUGAUUUUUAGAAUAUUUUUUGGAGGUUUCCAAAGACGAUUAUCCCCAGGUUUCAGAACUAAUUUACCCUCCCCAGAUUAACUUGAAAAAUACUUCAUAUAAUGUAAGAAAUAAGAGAUAUGACUGAUUUCACGAGAGAUUCCUCUUAGAACAGCAGGAUUGAUCGAUGGAAGUGUGGCAUGUAGACCCUAGCGAGGGGCCGUUUUUAUUUGCAAUUAAUUUUUUCAUCUCUUUUCUCAGUUUUUCCUUUAUAAUUAAUAUGGAGAUGCAGUGUUAUCAGAAUUCAUAAAACAGAGAGAGAGAGAGAGAGAGAGAGAGAGAGAGAGAGAGUUAUUGGAUUGAGACUGACAUCAGAAAGAACUAGUCCUGUAACUUCUUAAGGUUAUUGCAAUUUGUAUGGUUGUUGAACAGCAGUGCAUCACGAUUUUGCAGUCAUUUGUGUGCUUAGUUGAACUUUUAUCUCCAAAUCCUCUGGAUGUUUUUGUAUUGGCAGAUAAUGCUUAGAAGUUACAGAAAAUAACAAAUAAGGAUAGACAAAUUCUCAAGGUUUCCAAGUUCAGAAAAUGUGAUUUUACAUCCUUUAAAACUCCCAUUCGUGGAACCCAAUUUCUUGGUCGCAAAUCGUGUGGAAAGCAGCAAUAUAGUAACCAUACUUUCAAUUUAUUGCGACAGCAUUUUCUUCUCUUGAAGUUAGUGACAACCAUAAUUCAUUAAGCAAUCGCAACAGCGUUGAAACCCAAUUUUUUGCCCUCAACUGUAACCAGUACAGCCAUAUUUUUUAUUUUUAUCUUUAAUACUUUGGUAGUUUGGUUCCCACGUAACUCUGAACUUGUUUCACAUCCAUGACAGGGAACUUUACAGUAAUAAUAUAAGUGGCCUAAUUCCCAGUGAGCUUGGGAAUUUGACCAACUUAGUUAGCUUGGAUCUUUAUUUGAACAACUUUUCUGGUCCAAUACCAGAGACUCUGGGAAAACUUACGAAGCUGCGUUUUCUGUAAGUUGCUUUAAUCAAGUUCUUUAUUUUUAUUUCCAUUUACUAGGACACUUUUCAAACUGAUUCUGCCAUUUAUAUGAAAACAAGGUUACCUUGCAAAUGGAUUAUUGUAUGUACAUCUUUAGAUAUUGAUCAUAGUAAUGUCUUGAAAUUAGCUCUAUUAAAUAUUUGUGAUCAGUGUGCCGAUUGCUGUCUCACUUUCACUUUCACUCCUGUGGGCAAAUAUUUUACCCUUAAAUUUUCUGUAAAUAGAUCUCAGUAUUUUUUAACAUACCACUGUAGACAAGGUUGGAUGAUCCACGAUCCUGAUCAUAGAAUCCUUAGAUAAAUUCAUGAUUGUAUCCGUUAUGUCUUUGUCAGUGACUCAUGAUUAAAUACUGACUGCAAUUACCAUGUAGUAUAAUCAAUAAAUUCAUGAUUGUAUCCGUUUGCUUGCUAAGGGAUGACGAUUGGGUUAAAUAAUGGAACUCUUGAGCCGCAAGUUUUGUUAUGCUGGGGGCCCUACUCAAGGUCAAGAUGCUCCCGGGUUGAUGAUUGGAAUGGUUUAAACGGUCAUAUACAUCCAACAUGAAUGCAAAAGAGUACUGUUUGUACCAAUCAUACUCCUAAUGUUUUCAUAUUUUCAUAUUAUCUCACUUCUUAGUUGUAUCCCUACAUGUUAAUACAAACCACCGCACAAUGGAAGGACGAGCAUGUCCUCAUGUAGUAUAAUCAAUAAACUGUUUAUUCAUUGUGCAUUCAAACAUCAGGUUGGUGACGGAAUUAGUUGCUGAAGGUGUGUUUGCAUUUGAGGUAAGAGAAAGAUAAAUAAAGCAGCUCAAUUUGUGAGUUUCACCUGAGCAUAAUACUUGCUAAAGGUUGAUAAUAAUAUUCUCUGUCUAUGGUGAUUUUAAGAUGAGCGCUUAACUGAAAAAAAUCAUGUACUUAUUACUUUUCUCAUUAGCUCUUAGAAUUUUACUGCUAUUGCAGUCGCCUACUGUUGAUUUAUAGCAGCCGCUCUGAAAUUUGCUUGUCAUUUUCUUUGAGUACACCGACAGCUGUUAUCCCUGAUUUAACUGUGUUGCUUUUCAUGCUUUCUGUGGAAGGAUAGCCGACUUAAUAACAAUAGCUUGUCCGGUCCAAUUCCCAAGUCACUGACUAAUAUCUCGACAUUACAAGUCCUGUAAGUCAGCUGCUUCCCAUGCUAUAUACAGAUGAACGUUGUUUCUUCUUACGAGUGUUUUUUUGGUGAAGUACUUGUUGAACUGCGGUUUUCAUGGGUGACGCAGGGAUCUGUCGAACAAUAACUUAUCAGGAGAAGUUCCCUCCACUGGUUCCUUUUCACUGUUCACCCCCAUCAGGUUUCUUGGCAGAUAACUCUACUCUCUGACCAUUUUAUGCACAGUUCUAUGUAGUUGCUGACGGCAAAAAUCUCUGUUUGUAGCUUCAACAACAACCCCUUAUUGUGCGGUCCGGGUACAGGAAAACCCUGUCCAGGAGCUCCUCCAUUUUCUCCACCUCCUCCUUUUGUUCCACAGACAACGCCUCCUUCUCCUGGUAAAAAAAUAGUCUACUGUCUUCUAAAUUUCUUCGAGUCCCUUGAAUUAUCAAAUGGAGUGAUCUUGGUUCGGCUAAAAUAAGGAUGCUGCUGUAAUUUAUGUCUUCCUGCAUUUUCCUUCGAAAAAGAAUUGUUUUUUGUAGAGAAAUAGGUUUCAGACUUUCUUUUUGCGCCAAACAUGUAUCAUCUGGUCUAAAUAAGUCUGCGUUGGAUCUAUGCCACAGAAAGCGUAUUCCAACUGGGUUAAAUAUUAUUUUUAAAAUGAAAACCAGGCUGUAGCCCAACAUCUGGCAGUGUUCUUGAUAGAUUUUGGGAAAACUCUGUUCUCUGGUAUAUCUGAAGGUAUUUGGAGAGCAAGAUUUUUAAAUCUUUCUACAGCUCUUGCAGCGUUCUAACCGGUCAUUUAGGCUGAAGCAAUUGGAAGAACCGUGAGAUCCGAGAUCCCGCCAUUUUUCGUUUCUCUUCUGAACUCAUCUAAGCUAGCAGUCAAUUUAUUCACUCUUGAAAUGCUUCUGACAUCAGCAGAAUCUUAGAGGUCAUCCUCAUCACCAUGUUAUUAAUACAUGCGAUUACAUGUAACCCAUACAUUGACUUAUCUGGCUUAAGAUCAAUGGACGCAUAUUCAUACAUCCGCUUUCUUUUUUUUCUUUUCUUUUUUUAAUUUGUAUUGGUUUCCUAAACUAGUUACCGUUGAUGUCACUGGGACAGGUAGUAGCGCCUCAAGCACCGGCGCAAUAGCUGGUGGCGUGGCAGCUGGUGCUGCAUUGCUUUUCGCCGCUCCUGCAAUUGGGUUUGCGUGGUGGCGGCGCCGAAAACCCCAAGAGCACUUCUUCGAUGUGCCGGGUUCGUAGCUAAGCCGACCAAUAACCUGACCUGGCCACUGGGCCCUUCAAUGACCAGCCCCUUCUUCUCUCUGGUGCAGCCGAGGAAGAUCCGGAGGUUCACCUGGGGCAGCUCAAGAGGUUCUCCCUGAGGGAGCUGCAAGUCGCCACCGACGGCUUCAGCAACAAGAACAUCCUUGGCAGGGGCGGGUUCGGCAAGGUCUACAAGGGCAGGCUGGCCGACGGCUCCCUCGUGGCGGUCAAGCGGCUCAAGGAGGAGCGCACCCCCGGAGGAGAGCUCCAGUUCCAGACAGAAGUGGAGAUGAUCAGCAUGGCCGUCCACCGGAACCUCCUCCGCCUCCGUGGGUUCUGCAUGACCCCCACGGAGCGGCUCCUCGUCUAUCCAUACAUGGCCAACGGGAGCGUCGCAUCGAGACUGAGAGGUGCCCCCAUUCAACCAAACACCAAUUUCUAGUCAAGCUUUCCAUCAUCUCCAUUUUGAGAUUUCACUGGGCGCAGAGCGGCCACCGAAUGAGCCACCACUGGACUGGGGGACGAGGAAGAGGAUUGCCUUGGGGUCGGCGAGGGGGCUCUCCUAUUUGCACGACCACUGCGACCCGAAGAUCAUCCACCGGGACGUGAAGGCGGCCAACAUUCUGCUGGACGAGGAGUUUGAGGCGGUGGUGGGGGACUUUGGCCUGGCCAAGCUGAUGGACUACAAGGACACCCACGUCACGACCGCCGUCCGUGGGACCAUCGGCCACAUAGCCCCCGAGUAUCUCUCCACCGGCAAGUCCUCGGAGAAGACCGACGUCUUUGGCUACGGCAUCAUGCUCCUCGAGCUGAUCACCGGCCAGAGGGCCUUCGAUCUCGCUAGGCUCGCCAACGACGACGACGUCAUGCUUCUCGACUGGGUGGGUACUCGAUCAUCAUCAUCUUCUUCUUCUGCAUCUUCUGGUUUCUAUAGUCCCCAUUGUACUUACUGAUGAUAGAUUGUUGUUGUUGUUGUUGUUGAGGGGUGCGAUGAUCUGAUUGCUUUUGUUGUUGUUGAUGAUGAUGUGGGUGGGAGAGGACAGGUGAAGGGGCUGCUCAAGGAGAAGAAGCUGGACAUGCUGGUGGACCCGGACCUGCAGAACUACGUGGAGGCGGAGGUGGAGCAGCUGAUCCAGGUGGCGCUGCUCUGCACGCAGAGCUCGCCGAUGGAGCGACCGAAGAUGUCGGAGGUGGUGCGGAUGCUGGAGGGCGACGGCCUCGCCGAGCGCUGGGAGGAGUGGCAGAAGGUCGAGGUCGUCCGCCAGGAGGUCGACCUUGCCCCCAACCGCAACUCCGAGUGGAUCGUUGACUCAACCGACAACCUCCACGCCGUCGAACUCUCCGGCCCCAGGUGA
Molecule: messenger RNA, 7320 nt
Organism: Spirodela intermedia
Lineage: Eukaryota; Viridiplantae; Streptophyta; Magnoliopsida; Alismatales; Araceae
Source: the annotation of a GenBank genome assembly